Molecule: messenger RNA, 2032 nt
Organism: Columba livia (rock pigeon)
Lineage: Eukaryota; Metazoa; Chordata; Aves; Columbiformes; Columbidae
Gene: ASAH1
Product: N-acylsphingosine amidohydrolase 1
Exons: 14
Coding region: 66-1307 (413 amino acids)
Biological process (GO): fatty acid metabolic process
Cellular component (GO): lysosome
Molecular function (GO): N-acylsphingosine amidohydrolase activity; fatty acid amide hydrolase activity
Source: RefSeq, a predicted model, not a curated record
UGCUGCCUCCGCCCCGGCGCUGCUGCCGCCUCCUCCCGCCUCUGCGGGGCGGGCCAGGGCGGGUCAUGUGGCCGCCGCCCCGGGGAGCGCCGGGCCGGAGCCGGGCGAGGAGGAUGGCGGGCCGGGGCCGGGGCUGGGCGCUGCUGUCGCCCGCUGCGCUGCUCGUCGUGGCGGAGCUGGUCUGGGCGCCGGACCCGUAUGGAGAAGAGUGCAGGAGUAAAAUGUACCCUCCUUCAGGACCAACGUUCAAAGGGAAUAUACCCACAUAUGUCAUAAAUCUUGAUUUACCUCCCAGCAAAAGAUGGGAUAACCUGAUGCAUGACAAAAAGACAGAGCUGAAGACUGUGGUCCAGAAUAUUAAAGAUAUAGCAAAUACCUUCUUCCCCAGUGGCAAAAUUGUUGACAUAGUGGAUAAAAAAAUAGCUCAUCUGACCGCCACACUUCCUUAUCCUUUCAGUGAAGAACUCCAGGGGAUUGCAAAUUCAUCUGGGAUUCCUUUGGGGGAAAUUGUUAUUUUUAACAUCUUUUAUGAAAUUUUUACUGUAUGUACAUCAAUAGUGGCAGAAGAUAAAACAGGGAAGCUGUACCAUGCCAGAAACUUGGAUUUUGGACUCUUUCUCGGGUGGGAUGUUAAAAAUAAUUCCUGGACUGUAACUCAGGAACUGAAGCCCAUAGUGGUAAACCUGGACUUCCAGAGAAACAACAAAACAGUAUUCAGGUCUACAAAUUUUGCAGGAUACAUAGGCAUGGUGUCUGGAGUCAAACCAGACUUGUUCACUCUGACAAUGAAUGAGCGUUUCAGUCUUGAUGGUGGUUAUAUUGGAAUCUUCGAAUGGUUUCUUGGUAGAAGAGAUGGUAUGUGGAUGGGCUUUCUUACCAGAACAGUAUUAGAAAAUGCUACAAGUUACCAGGAUGCAAAAGACAAACUGGCAAACACAAGGCUGCUGGCUCCAGCUUACUUUAUACUGGGUGGAAAAAAUUCUGGAGAAGGGUGUGUGAUAACUCGUUCCAGGACAGCUACUCUGGACAUCUGGGACCUUGAUAUCAAGAAAGGCACAUGGUACGUGAUAGAAACAAAUUAUGAUCGCUGGAAGCCUCCGCUAGUCUUGGAUAAUCGCAGAACACCUGCAAUGAAAUGCCUGAACCAGACAAUGCAAGAGAACAUCUCCUCACCAGCGAUUUAUGAUGUCCUUUCCACAAAGCCUGUCCUCAAUAAGCUGACUGUGUGCACAACGCUGAUGGAGGUGGAUAAUGGUCACACAGAGACAUACCUGCGGGAAUGCCCAGAUCCCUGCAGCCCAUGGUAGUCCUGCGCCUCUCCUGUGUUGGAAGCUGCUUGUCUGAAUUGGAGGUCCUCCAAGAAAAGAUACUUCUGGACAAAGAUUCCUCAGUCUAACUCUUUUCUUCAGAAAUCUAAUGGCUAUAUAGAAAUGGCAAUGAGCUUCUAACAACGGAGGACCCUUUCUCACACUGGACUUUCUUGCUUUCUGAUCAGCAGUUCUGCUGACAAGAAAUGUGUACUAAUUAUGUCUGGUUUGAUUUCAGCCAUUUCUGCCACGAGUUCAGCAGUUAGCUCUAGAUCUCUUCAGUCCUUACAGUAUUCUUGGUUUGGUGUGUUGUUGGUUCGUGGGUUUGUUGUAUUUUGUUGUUUCGUUGGGGGGUUUUUUAGAUUAAGAUACUUCUAGAGCACAUGCAAGUUAAAAUUGCACCUACCAAGCAUGAAAAAGAAUUGGGUAUUGGAAGGCCCCUGUGACAGUACAGUUCUGUUUGUCUUUCCUUAGCACUUCAGAUGGACUGCUACUGUUCUGGUCCAACAUCAGGAUAUGUCUAAGAUGCCCUGUUAUAAAAUAACCUACCAAGUGUCAUAUCUAGUGACAGAAGUAAGUUCUUGGGGAAAUACCAAAAACAAGAUCUGAGCCAAAAAAUUAUAUAUAGAUCUUUUGCUGAAGCUCGUUCUUGGCCUGUUCACGUUUUUUUUUUUAAUACAGAUUAUUCUGUUGUCUCAAAAAAAUAAAUACUAAUACAAAAAAUA